AUGCCAAGGCUCGCCACGACACCGCUGCUGCUGCUGCAGCUGCUGCUGCAGCUGCUGCUGCUCGCCUAUCCCGGAAUCGCGCACAAGGGCUGCGGCCGCGCUUCGGUGGCCCAGCGCGAGCGCGAGUCGAUCAGACGCUCAGUCUUGAUGAACGCAUACCAAGCAGCCAAGGAGUCCGCGGCCACCGCCAGGGCCCCUGCGCCGCCGCCCCUGCCGCCGGCCCCGCCGCGCAUCUGGCUCGACUUCCGCCUCGACGGCUGGGCCGACGACGACGGCAUGCGCGCCCAGAUCGAGAGCGACACCAUGCCCACCGCGGUUCGGGUGCUGCGGAAGCUCUUCCAGGUCCGCCGCCCCACGCCAGGGAACCUGCUGCUGCCCUCCGGCUGGGCCUCAAAAACCUGCCUGGACGCCGCCGUUGACCCAGAGUUCGUCUCAGGCUCCGGCCAGGGCCGCCCCGUCGACUUUGUGCUGUAUGUGACCUCCGCCCCCUGCGCCGCGGGCACGGUCGCGUACGCCGGCGCGUGCGCGGUCGGCGGGGAGGACUCGCGGCCGGUGAUGGGCAGCAUUAACCUGUGCCCGGGGGCGUACGACGUGCUGACCCCGCGGCGCCAGAUGGAGGUCAUCGUGCACGAGCUGCUGCACGCGCUGGUGAGCGCACCCGCCGCCCCCGCGCCUGCCCCGCACCACGGGCGGCGGCUGCGCUGA
Monoraphidium neglectum is the source of this 705-nucleotide messenger RNA. RefSeq lists its product as hypothetical. Gene Ontology annotation, cellular component: membrane. Bases 1 to 705 code for a protein of 234 amino acids. Gene Ontology annotation, molecular function: metalloendopeptidase activity. NCBI's taxonomy places the organism in Eukaryota, Viridiplantae, Chlorophyta, Chlorophyceae, Sphaeropleales, Selenastraceae. Gene Ontology annotation, biological process: cell adhesion; proteolysis. The transcript has a single exon. The record is from RefSeq and is a predicted model, not a curated record.